Messenger RNA from Drosophila bipectinata, 1785 nucleotides. It is a transcript of the gene Cog8, whose product is annotated as conserved oligomeric Golgi complex subunit 8. Gene Ontology annotation, cellular component: COG complex. The record is from RefSeq and is a predicted model, not a curated record. NCBI's taxonomy places the organism in Eukaryota, Metazoa, Arthropoda, Insecta, Diptera, Drosophilidae. Gene Ontology annotation, biological process: intra-Golgi vesicle-mediated transport.
AGAUCUGAGAGUUUUAAUAAACAAACAAAAAUUAAUGGAGUUUCCGGAUAAAAUGGAUCUGGAGAACGAGAGGGUUCUUAAGCUGAUAUUCCCUGAUGGAGUUCCAGAGAACCUGCGUGGCAAUCCGGAACUGGACAAUUAUUUGUCCAAACUGGGCACUUGCAAGGUGGAGCAACUGAAGAAGGAACAAACCCGAUUGGCCGACGAGACGCGUAGCAUCCUGGAACAGACGCAGGACUUGGCCAUCUCGAAUUACAAGACCUUCAUCACCACGGCGGAGAACUCGCGUUCUAUUUUCAGCGAAUUCCUGCGAACCGAGGAGCAGUUGGCUACUCUCGUGGGUCAGUUGCCGGCUCUCAGCGAACGGUGUGAGGGGUUCCUAAAGGAUUCGGCUGAGUUGAGCGAACAGCGACGCCUCAACUCCAUUACGCUGCAAAAGAAUGCCCAGCUACUGGAGGUACUGGAGCUACCGCAGCUUAUGGAACGAUGCAUCCGUGAGGGGCGCUACGAGGAGGCUUUAGAGUUGGCUGCCUAUGCUACCCGUCUGGGCCAGCAUCAGGGUCACAUACCCGUGGUUAAGAGCAUUGUCCGUUCGGUGGAGGCAUUGUGGCACACCAUGCUGGUUCAGUUGGUGGCUCAACUUCGCACAGACUUGCAGCUGCCAAAGUGCUUGCAAAUAGUGGGCUAUUUGAGGCGAAUGCAGGCUUUUGGAGACAACGAGCUGCGACUGAAGUUCCUGCAGGCCCGUGAUGCUUGGCUGAACUCCUGCCUUGAAGCCAUUCCAACGAGUGAUGCACAACAACACUUGAUUAAGACCAUUGAGAUCACACGCAUCAAUUUGUUCAACAUCAUCACUCAGUAUCGAGCUAUUUUUCCGGAGGAUGAGCCGGCUAGCAAAGUAGCUCAGGCGCCACUCAAGCCGCUGCAAGGCGUGAGCUGCAAUGGUGACCGCCUCUUUCAGGCCUGGCUUCACAAUAAGAUUAACGCCUUCUUGGAAACCCUGCAGCGUGACUUGCAGCUUGGCGUGGGAUCUGUGGAAACUGUCCUGGGUCAGUGCAUGUACUUUGGGCUAUCCUUCAGUCGGGUGGGAGCUGAUUUUCGAGCUCUGAUGGCCCCUAUUUUCGUUGACGUGAUCCGACGUCGAUUUGAAACCAGUGUGGAGGAAGUAAAUGUUCAGUUUGAGCGGGAGCUGGACCGCUUUACGCUGAUCAACAAAGUGGCCUUGCAUUUGCAUUCCCGCAAGCAGAUGGACCCCGAUCAGGAGUCUUUCGCCCCGCCGGAAACCUUGUUGGACUUCUAUCCCCUGGCUGCGUUGUGCAAUGGGUAUCUGGGCGCCCUGAACGAGCUCCGGCUGUGCGCUCCCUUGGCCUUGGCCACUGAUGUGACCCGUUGUUUGGAGCGCUCCUUGCACCUAGCAGCCCAGCGAGUACUAGCCUUCUAUCGCCAGGAACAGCAGGCCUUUGCAGGAAGCGAACGCGAGGCUUUUGUCCGGCUGUGCUCGUGCUUGGCCUACGAUUUGGUUCCAUACAUUCAGCGCUGCAUUCAUGGAGUCUUUUCGCCACAGGCUCUAACCGUUCACCUUGGCAUCAGCCUGCUACAGCUGGAGCAGCAACAACUCACAUACCUGCAGCAGGCGAGGAUUCUAGAGCCCCUGAAGCACCUGUUACCCACUAAGGUGCUGGUGCAAUCGCAAGUGCAGGCGCCGGAAGUCUCCUCCGCGGAAGCCAAGCCUAGUGUUGCUGCUGCAGUUACAGCCGAGGGUUGAUGCAAUCUGACCUUAAACAG